AUGGGACUUUGUCUGUCACAUUCUAUUUCAGUUCCUGAAGAUCCUGUAUACCCAAGCAACCAUACUAUUAAAAUCCAGGAAAAAGACCAAAAUGGGCGUAUAAACCGUUUGACACCAAUUAAUUUUACGAUCCCAGGCCCAAUUUCAAAUAAAACACUUCAAGCCGAAAUCAAUCAUUUUAGUUAUUUUAUUUCAGCUUCAAUUCUUCCAGGUUUUGACCCUCGCGGAAUGAUGAAUAAUUCUUGUAUGGAUAAUUUACUCCUUUUUAUAAUAAUUUGGCUAAAAAUAGCAAGAGAAAUUUCUUAUUUUUAUAUAAAAAAAUAAGAUUUUUCCCUUAUAAUUAUUAAUUCUAUUAUAAAAUUAUGCAUAUUUCUUAUAACAGAAAACGAUUCAGUUUUUGCAGGGCUUUUUGACGGCCAUGGACGAGAUGGACUAAAAAUUGUGGAAUUUUCAUCAAAAUUUAUGCAGGACUUUUUUAGGAAAAAUUCUGCCUUUAUUAAAGAAAACCCAAAGGAAAUGAUAGAAAAUAUGUUUCAUCAGUGUGACGAAGCUGUUCAAAAUUCAAGUGAUUUGGAUUGUGCCACAUCAGGAACGACCGCAACAAUUAUAUAUUUGAAUGAAAAUGGCCUUUACUCAGCCAGCGUCGGAAACUCCAGAGCAGUUUUAGCAAGUUUUCCUAAAGAAAAUGAAGAAGUGCAGCAGGGCAUAAAAAACAAUAAAAAUAAAUAUAAAAGAACAAUAGAACCUUCAAGGGUGCUGAAAGAAAUGGCAAUUACGGUAGAUCAAAAACCGAAUCACCAAGAAGAAUAUGAAAGAAUUAUUCAAGCUGGAGGAAAAAUACAGCAACUUGCAGAUAGUCAAGGAAAAACAUCAGGGCCAUACAGAAUUUGGAAAAAAUUUGGAAAUUUGCCAGGAUUAACUAUUUCGAGGUCAAUUGGGGAUUCUAUAGCGAAAGAAAUUGGCGUGAUCUCUACCCCGAUUUCGCAAUUUUUUGAAAUAUUCCCUGACCAAGAUCAGUUUAUCAUUGUAGGGUCUGAUGGAAUUUGGGAAGCACUUACAUCUCUCUAAGAGUGAGGAAAAUUUUUGGAAAAAAAUCCUAAAGUAAUUUAUUAAAUAUUGAGUUUUAUCUUUAUUCCAAAAUAUAAAUAAGCCAAGAUUAUCCUAGAGAUUUUUAAUGGUACACCUUAUGGAGUAUCGCUAUCAAUUGGGUAAUCAUGAAAAAAAAAACUGAUGGGUAAAUUAAAAUAAAUUUAAAGCUUAUAAAAAUGACUGUAAAUUUAAACAUUUUUAAAAUCGCAUGACGGAAAUUUUUUUUUUUUAAAACAAUUCUGUAAAAAAAACCCAGUAAAAAAAUUGAGGAUUUCAGGAGUAGAGCAAGUGUUGGAGAAAUUUGUGAUGGAAAAAAAUUGUGAAGAAGUCUUUGGUCCAAUGAAUCAGGCGGGUAACCAUAAAGUAAUAGUUAUACAUAGAAGAUAUUUAUUUAUAGCUUUUUACAAUAGAAAAUAAUAUAAUGGCUAUCUGUAGGAGUGUUUCUUUUCAUUUUAAAAAUAUAAUAAUUCAUAAUUGCUACAAUAAAAUUUAUUAAAUUUAACACAACUUGAAUUCUUAAAUAUAAAUUUGCAAAUUGGGAUUUUUAAACACACAAAAGACACUUAUAUAAUUUCAAAUCACCUUUAAUAGAGCAAAAAAAUAUUGCUAACUUCUUAAAGGUGGGAUUUAGUAAUAUAGAAGCUGUGAAUUUUGUUGAAAAAUUCAGGAAAAAAUGUUUAAGAAAUCCACCUGUAAUUAAAGAAUACCCAACAAGGGUAAAUUUUAUAUAGAAAAACAACUCUACAAUAGCACAAUUAGUAGGAGAAGAAGCAAGAUACAGAUGAUUUGACAUAUGCGAACAAGAUGAUGUCGUAAUUGACGAUAUUUCUGUCAUUAUCAUAGAAAUCAGCACAACUUCUCCAGUUACACAAAUUUCUGUAAAUAAUUCUGAAAGAAAAACAAUAAAAUUCAAGUCAUUUGCGUAUGAAAAUGACCCUAAUUGGAAUAGCACAUUUUUAUUGAAAAAGCCAUAAUAAAUAAUUUCAUUUAUUAUAGAACCAUUUAAAAAAGACUAUAAAUUGAAAAAAAUCAAUAAAAAAGGUUUAUUUUCAUAAAAAUAUUGUAAAACCUAAUUGGAACCCUUCAGCUGUUAACCAAAAACUCGUAAAAGGGACAACUGUCAUGUCAUCCGAAGACCCCUUAGGUGUAGAAUCCAUACUAAACGAAGUUGUAAAAGAGGAAGAAGAAGGAAAAGAAGAAGAAAAAGACGAAUAA
Molecule: messenger RNA, 2304 nt
Organism: Blepharisma stoltei
Lineage: Eukaryota; Ciliophora; Heterotrichea; Heterotrichida; Blepharismidae
Source: the annotation of a GenBank genome assembly